AUGGCUGUCCUCUUCUGGGGAAUAUCAGUGCAAGAGAUCCCCCAUUCCGGAGAUGGUGUUUGCUGUUGGGUUCCUAUAAAUCCUCCUGUUUUUGUUACCUGUCCACAAGCAGUCCCAGGCAAACGUGACUAUUCUGAGAAUCAGGUGGUUUUCCAUUCCAGAACUGACACUUUUAUUUCCAUCUUGCAAGGGGUAUCAUUCAUUCAAGGCUGCUCCAGCAAAGGAUUGUGCUGUUUGCAUAAUUUGGUCUCGAUUUUCCUCCAACAGUGCAAAGUAAGCUUGAAAGCUUUAUACAUAACCCCCCCCCCCUUGAUAUUUGGGGAACUAUAG
Podarcis lilfordi (Lilford's wall lizard) is the source of this 330-nucleotide messenger RNA. The record is from the annotation of a GenBank genome assembly. Lineage: Eukaryota; Metazoa; Chordata; Lepidosauria; Squamata; Lacertidae.